AUGGUGGCUGUGAAGAAAUGGAUUAAGGAUGGAAGAUUUGCGCUUGCAAUGCUAAUCGUGCAACUUAUCAGUGGCGUACUACAAAUUCUGGCUAGAGUAAUAUUCAGUCAAGGAGCCUUUGUUUAUGCUUACUUGUUUUAUCGACAUGUUGUAGGUGCAAUUUGUACUGCUCCUCCUGCCCUCUACCGCGAAAGAGAUGGUGGAAAGAAGUUGAGUUGGCGCAUUUUCUUCUGGCUCUUCGUGGAUGGAUUAACCGGGAUGACCAUUGCGUUGGGACUUUUUUGUUACGGCCUAGCAGACACCACUGCGACGUAUGCAACAAACUUCCUUACCCUCAUUCCUGUGGUCACCUUUCUCUUGUCCGUAAUUCUAAGAGUGGAAAAAUUGCAGCUACAUACCAUAGUUGGCAAGAUGAAGACUUUGAGUGCAAUACUGUGUCUUGUUGGCGCACUGGUUAUUGCUUUGUAUAAAGGGAAAGCCUUCCACAUCAUCCACAGCAGUAGGGAGCAACAUAUCGUAAUGGAAAAGGUCAAGCCUCAUAACUGGACUCGUGGAACCAUAUUUCUAAUUGGCAGCUGCUUAUCUAAUGCUUUAUGGUUCAUAUCACAGGGAGUUUUGGCUACGGCUUUAUCUUUUUGCGUGAUUUCUUGGGCUGUAGCAGAACGAGGGCCUACUUAUCCCGCGAUGUUCACUCCACUGCGUCUGCUUUCUGUGACAAUUGGAGAAGUUGUCUUCCUCAACGAAGCAUUGAGUGUUGGAGGCUUACUUGGUAUGUGUUUUAUGAUCGUUGGUAUAUAUUCUUUCCUAUUGGCAAAGAAUAAGGAGAUGAAAAUCAAGACAACAAAUGCUGGAUCAGAAAGUCAAUCUGUAGAGCCUACACUUGAAUCAAUAUAG
Molecule: messenger RNA, 894 nt
Organism: Coffea arabica (coffee)
Lineage: Eukaryota; Viridiplantae; Streptophyta; Magnoliopsida; Gentianales; Rubiaceae
Product: protein WALLS ARE THIN 1-like
Cellular component (GO): membrane
Molecular function (GO): transmembrane transporter activity
Source: RefSeq, a predicted model, not a curated record